Sus scrofa (pig) is the source of this 2871-nucleotide messenger RNA. Lineage: Eukaryota; Metazoa; Chordata; Mammalia; Artiodactyla; Suidae. The record is from RefSeq and is a predicted model, not a curated record.
AUGAGGCUGGGCAGGAGUCCUGGGGUCAGCCAUUCAGAGCCCUUCUCAUGGAGCUACCGUCACCCUGAUUCCAGGCAUCAGCAAGACGGAGCAGUAGCACUCAGUUCUGUUUCUCAGCUUCAAGUCCAGACAGAGAUGUUAUGUGCCACUCUGCAGAGUCAGCAAAAUUUUCAUGAUGUUACAGUCUCUGAAGAAACACUGGAGUUAGCCCAAGUUUUGUCUCUUCUCGCUUCCUCAACUCUACUCACCUCUCACUCCACUUCGGUCAGCGGUGGUUCACAUCACGACGGAGGGCUCUUUGUAAAGCUGCCAGCGUCGGGCGCGGAGGGGAUGUGCAGAGAAAGGCAGAAUCACCGCAGGCACUGCCACCGAGACCACACCACCCAGGAAGCCAGAUCUCGCGGGAACUCGGGAGUGACGGGCACCAGGCACGGGAGUCCUCAGAUGACAAACAGGUGGGUGCCCUGGUGCGAAGGCAAGCAGUUUGGCUCACACCACCUAUCCUGCAAUCCGCGGAGCUCAGAGACUCCUUGUGCCCACAAUCAGAGGCAAAAUGUAGCAGUGCCUUCACCCAGAGCUCCUGCCAGGCUCCGGGGAGUCUCUCUGGCUACAAGGCUGAGCAGGGGAGGGACCGCCCCACGGCGGCGCGGGGCAGCGAACUGCGCAUGUGCCGCCCUCAAACUACCGCCUGGCAGGAUCCCGAGAGGCCGCUGCAGCUUUGCUGCUUCUGCUGCGCAGGCCGAUGUCUGCCGUAGCCCAAGGCCCCAGCGAACCCCAACCAGCCAUUCCAUUCUGGUGUCCAGCAAUAGGCAGUGUCGUGCCUGCAGAGAGCCUGAAUGGAAGCUCGCCUGAUAUCAUUAGUGCUAACAUCUGUGGCCGUCUCCACCUGCCAGGUCCGCAGCCAUCCUCCUCCUCCUCUUCCUGCGGACGGAUGCUCUGGCCCCAGAGCAGGGAGUCUGCUGGUGUGCUACAGGGAACCAAGCGAGCAUUAGCAUGUGACCGUGGAUCAGCUUUGCAGGAAUAUUGGAUUCCACAAACGGAAGAACGUUUUGAAAAAAGCAGUGCAAUAAAUUAUCAAUGGCUGAAGGCAACAACCAAUCACAAAGAAGCCAGGAGUUUUCCUAUACCACAUGUGUUUUUCUUUAUGCAUUUCAUUUAUUGUGAGAUGUUACAUGACAUACGAUCACGUGCAUCUCAGGCAUUUUUAAUUUGGAAAGAAACACAGCAGCUGCUCAAAAUAAAGGAAACUUUGACAUCUUUAAGUCCUCUGGGCUGCAGCCAUGCACCAUGCAGAGCAGAAUUCUCAUUCCUCAUGUGCCUGUUUACUUAGAUGUAGGCUUAUUUUCAGCACUGCCAGCCUUGGUUUUCCCGUGUGUAGGAUUUCCUCGUGUUUAUGAGAGUCGUGAAUACUACAGAAGUAUGUAUCUCCUAUCAUCUUCUUCCAUUUCAGAUACCUACUCCAAGGCUCAUCAAAGGUUAAGUUCUUGUUAGAGUUUCUCAGCUCUUGAUUUACCAGUUUCUUUUGUAAAAGAUUAUAUUUUGUGUGCUAACAAAGGGGAGUACAGAAUCAGAUUCUUUAGGCAAGGAUUGCAGAAUGAAGCCUAUCUCACUACACUUUCUUCCAGAUCAAUCACAAGUAGAGACACAAAUUAAAGCACUAUUACUUAUGAAUGAUGAUCUAUUUUCCUUUCUAGCAACUCAAUAAAUAAAAAUUGAUUAGCAUUCAUCAACAUUUAGAGUGUUAGUUUUUCCCUUUUGACAGACUUUACUGCAGAAUUACUUUAAGUAGUGAAUACUGACAAUGCAGAAUAUUAAAAGACGAUUUAAUUUGUAGAAUGUUGUCAGGAUAAAGUUAGAAUGUGCAGUGUUAUCUCUUUCCUGAAGCUGAUUAUCCUGACCACACUGAACUCAACUUUCUGGACUGAUAUAAAUCAUCCAUGAAGCAGCCAAUGAGAACAGGAGCCAUAUUUAUACCAAUAAACAAAAAAAAAAGGUAUAAGUAAGAAAAUCCCCUUUGCUGUGAUGCAUGCAAAUGGCCCCAGCCUUAAGCUCCCUAGACUAUCUCUAUAGACUUGGGUCCCAGGGUAUUCUUCCCUAAUCCUCCUAAGGUCUUUAUUUUGUGCUGGUUUUGUCAGACUUCCUAGUCAUUUUAAUAAAACCAUUAGCUACUUUCUGCUGAUGGUUGUCCACAACAAAUUCAUUCUCUCAUGUGACAUUCAUGUAUUGUUACCCUUCUUUAAAAUACAGAUUUCUUGUUUUUCAAAAAGAUUAAGCUCCCUCGUGAUAUUAGUUUGAAUAUGUCUAUUAUAUUUUCCACAGUUUGCGGGUACAGAGUAUUCAGAGAAAGCAGCUGAUAUCUAAUUACAUCAGGUAUAUGUAAAACAAAGCAUACACCUCUGUUGACUUGUCAUGCAUUGCUUUUAGUGACAUAUAUUAAUUUUUUCAAAUAUAUCUUAUAUUUACAAACCAAGAUGGAUGUUAUAAAAAUCAGUACAAGUAAAAGGCUAGGAAUAAUAAGAGUACAUAUUUCUGGUCACCAAUCUAGUAACUGUGAGCUUCUCAUUAAAAUUAUUCUUUUCAGUUUUGUAUAUUUCCUUUAUGUCCUUGAAAAUCCUGCAUUUUGUUCCUAUCAGUUUUGGCUGUGACUUAUCUACUUCUAAUUUUUAUUAAUCACCGAUUUGAACUUUUCCAAGUCAUAUUAUAUUGAAUUUGACACAAUAAUUGGCAAUAUAGAUAACUCUUUUCAGGUUUGAGGCAAAAUUAAGACAAUAACAUUUGGUUGUAUUUUAUUCCUAUUUAGAACUCCUUAAGUGUUUUCUAUUUCUGCACAUUGAUAUUGUCUAGGGUUUGAAGAAAAAAAUCUGUGCCUAC